Messenger RNA from Achroia grisella, 1564 nucleotides. Its product is annotated as acetylcholine receptor subunit beta-type lev-1-like. Gene Ontology annotation, molecular function: extracellular ligand-gated monoatomic ion channel activity; transmembrane signaling receptor activity; neurotransmitter receptor activity. Gene Ontology annotation, cellular component: neuron projection; membrane; synapse. The coding region runs from base 1 to 1251 and encodes 416 amino acids. NCBI's taxonomy places the organism in Eukaryota, Metazoa, Arthropoda, Insecta, Lepidoptera, Pyralidae. Gene Ontology annotation, biological process: chemical synaptic transmission; signal transduction; monoatomic ion transmembrane transport. The transcript has a single exon. The record is from RefSeq and is a predicted model, not a curated record.
AUGAUUUGGAUUGUACAUUUACUAGUUUUAUCUCUUUUCGGCUUGGGUCUGGCAGAUGACUGUAUAAUAGACUAUAGAUCUCGUGAAAAUUCAUGGGAACAACAACUCCAAAAGGAUUUAUCAUGCAACUACGACACCGCUAAGUCACCGGACGGCAAUAACACCGAAGUAGAAGUCGAGUUCAUCAUGAAGUCUUUUAGUUUCGACUCUAAAGAGGAAACGUUUAAGGUCUACAGUUGGAUGUUUAUAAGUUGGAAAGACGAAAGACUGAAAUGGAACGAAAGUAACUACGACCAGAUCACGGAGUCCAUCGUGUCGAGCGGCUCAAUUUGGUCUCCUGGUUUAAGAUUGCUUAACGAAGUCGAUUGGGAAGAGUUCGACCACUACUACGGAUUAUGCACUAUUAGAAAUAUGGGAUACGUAUACUGUUUUCCGAAAGUGGUCCACGAAACUAUAUGCAACACUAGAUUAGUUAACUGGCCUUUUGAUAUCCAAAAGUGUACCCUUAAGUUUGGUGCUUGGACUAGACGUGACAAAAUCAAAUUCGCCUUCAGACCUGGAAACGCCAUGACAAUAAUGGGAGCAGAAUAUGGCACUGGUUGGACUAUUAUAAAUUACCAACAGGAAGAACAUGAGGAUGAAGAUACGCAACUGAGACUUACGUUCUUCUUGGAGAGGCAAGCGGCAGGACUGACCGCUAUCGUAGUUAUACCAACUAUUCUGUUAUCUGUGCUUACUCUGUCACUGUUGCUGUUGGAAGUGAGGGAUAAUAUAAGAUUGGGUAUAGCCACUUUCAGUUUGUUAUGCCAUUUCUAUUACUUAUCAACGAUUAACGAAUACAUCCCUAAGCACAGUAUGGACACACCUUCAAUUUUGUUAUACGUCCGCGGUUCAGUAUUAGUGACAAUGAUGGUUUUAAUACUGACCUCCCUUUUGAGUUAUUUGCAAAGUAAGAAAGCCGUGCCUCCAAUGUGGGUUGUUUCAACCAACAAUUCAGUGUUGCAAAGCCAUGCAAAAUUCUUUAUAGUACCACGUUGGGAAGUUGAUCUAUCAGGAAUUGUUAUUUCUGAUGAUGUAGAAAGAAACAAAGUUGAAGUUUGGAACGAUUUUGCGAAUAUAAUUAACAGUGUUUGUUGUAUAUUAUUUGUUGUUGUUUACGUUAUUUUUAUAUCUAUGCAUAUGCCACGAUCGGUUACGAUGAAUCGUAUCUCUUUCGCAAACCAAAGUUCAUCUUUUCAGGAUCUUUAUUAAAUAAAUAUAAUAUUUGUAAGUAACUUUAAUAUUACCAAAUUCAUUAUUAUUAUAAUCAAUAUUGCCGACAUCAGUGCGUAUAGAUUUAUGUUUUUUUUUAUUAAUAAUGAGAUUGCGCUUGGUCGUACCUCAUCUGAUGGUAAAUGAUGGCAAAACCUAGGAUGUAGCGCGCUUACCCAGAAGAUUUAUUAUGUCAAAAUUUGUUACUAUGUUUAAGGUAGUUUUAAAUGUUUGUUUAUCUACAAAAUUUGAAUGACUAAAACAAUUGAUUGAUUUCUAUCUAAUAGUUUGUAAUAAGCUAGAAAUGAUAAAA